AUGUGGCGGAGUUUCGUGCGAUUUCACGUUGCAAUGCGGCGAAAGCUGUGCGUCUCAAUUGUCCCGGCGAGAGCUGCCGCGGUCCGGCCGCGUGGGGUGCGCAGCAUUCCGCAGCCGCAACUGUGCGUCGGCGACGCGUGUGCCCGUUGGCCGCCCGCCGGCGGUGUGCGUGGGGUCCUCCACCCAUCGUUUCUUCUGAUGGCGCCGCGCCGCGUGCCCGGCGGUGGCGCGCGGGUCGCACAGGGCCAAGGGAGGGAGCAGGGAAAUAAACAACCGUGGACACUUACCACCAGCGUCGACGAUGUGCUAUUGGGGAGCGAGUCCGGCAUUGAGAGAAUGACGCUAAACGACUUCAUUCGGAGGUACGUUGACCCCGAUUUUGUGCUCGAAGGCCGCAAUGUAAUGAUGGGGGUGUUUGCGCGUAGGCCUGAGAGGUACGUCACUGACCCGGAGCUUCGCGGGGACAUUCUAAGCUUACCAGAGUACCAGCUCCUGGAGGACGCACGCAAGCUAAUGGAGCAUAGGGUGAAUUGUCUUGAACACUGGAAGGAAUUUCCACAGAAGGACACGGUUACUCUUCUUGCUAAGGGAAAACUUGACUCAGCCCUUGCUGCGGCGGAGGCAAACGAAAAGGCAAAACUGGAAGCAGUCCCAGCUGCACCGGUGAUUCUGGAGGGUUUUUACGACUCUGUUUUCAACGCGAGGUGGAGUCACGUCUUGGAAUUUCCCGAGGGCGAAGGGAAUAAUAUGGUGGUGCGAAUGGAGGUGAAGGCGGGCGAACCAACGCAGUCGUGGGUGUACAAGGCGAAGGGCAUGACUUUUGAACUGGAUGCCGCUGCAUACCGGUCUCGUGCACCGCGCCCAAGGCUGCUGAUACUCUCCUCGGAGCAGGGCUGGCCGUGCACAUUGGCGCACGAGGGAGCUUCUACCAAAGAUUUCUACGUUAACUUCGAGGUGGAGCGUGUUUGGCGGAUCGUGCAGGGCGAUCUGAACCAAUUGUUCGAAAACAAAGGUCAAACAAAGUUAAAAAUGGGGCGGCGUCUCUUGAUUGGGACGCCCGGUAUCGGGAAGUCGAUGGCUGCCGGCUCAUACCUUCUCUACAAGAUGCUGCGCCACGAUGAUAAUAAGCUCCAAGUGGUGGUGUAUUGCUUUGGAGAAAAUUUGGCGUGCGUGUUUGACAAGACGACGAGAACAGUGACGGAGCACGAGGGUGAGAGCGGUGUAGGAAGCGUGUUGAAGGAUUUGGUUCGGCGUGGAAUGCAGGGGUAUAUUAUCUUUGAUGUGGCAAAGGAAGGAGGACCACCACCGGCAACUUUUUUGCGCUCUGAAACAUGGGGCAUGAUUGUGGUGUCCUCUCCAAAGCUAAGCAACUAUAAUGAAUGGGAGAAACAAGUGGGUGCCAUGCGAAUCAUCAUGAAUUGCCCGGACGAGCUUGAUGUGAAGGCGAUGUGUGCCUGGGAGACGCGCGAUAAGUCUGCAGAGGAGCAAACUCAGUACUGGACGAUGGUUGAGGAGCGCAUGCUUAGCGUCGGACCGAUUCUACGUUACCUCUUUAAUAAGAAGAAGUAUAGGGGACGCGUGGCGGCGGUUAAAAGUGCCUUGACAGCGAUUCGAGAUUUGGAUGUUAGUCAGUACUUUACGCAAGGAAAUGAGAAGCCGUGGUAUUCUGAAAAUCCGUCUCACAGGCUUGUCAAAAUUGUCAGGGUUGUAGAAGACGAUGUUGAGGUCUUUUACAACG
Molecule: messenger RNA, 1738 nt
Organism: Trypanosoma conorhini
Lineage: Eukaryota; Euglenozoa; Kinetoplastea; Trypanosomatida; Trypanosomatidae
Product: retrotransposon hot spot (RHS) protein
Exons: 1
Source: RefSeq, a predicted model, not a curated record